Messenger RNA from Mangifera indica (mango), 1527 nucleotides. Its product is annotated as spermine synthase. NCBI's taxonomy places the organism in Eukaryota, Viridiplantae, Streptophyta, Magnoliopsida, Sapindales, Anacardiaceae. Gene Ontology annotation, cellular component: cytosol. Bases 224 to 1318 code for a protein of 364 amino acids. Gene Ontology annotation, molecular function: spermidine synthase activity. The transcript has 11 exons. Gene Ontology annotation, biological process: spermidine biosynthetic process. The record is from RefSeq and is a predicted model, not a curated record.
CCUGUGUACAAGUGAAAAAGGUAAAGCCUGCAAAAAGAAGAAAGACUCGUCGAGUCGACUCAAGACUUUCUUCGUUUUCUUGUUUUUGUUUCCCGCUCACUUUUCUUCUGUUUCUUUUUUUUUUUUUUUUCCUUUUUAUAUACGCAUAGGCAUAGUCUCUUUUUCCAUUACUCUCACUGCCAUUAACGCCAGAGACUGGAGCUGGAGAAGAAAAAGAUCAUCUAUGGAGGGCGACGCAGGAAAAGAUUUGGGAUGCCAGAAGACUAUGGCUGGGAAGGCGAAUGAUGAAAAUGGUUCUGCAGAGAAUAUCCCUUCUUGUUGCUUGAAAGCUAAGGCGUCAACCCCUGAGCUUGAGGCCAAAUGCCACUCCACUGUUGUUUCUGGGUGGUUUACAGAAAAUAAGGCUGGCAAAAGGGUUUUCUUCAACAACCCAAUGUGGCCUGGAGAAGCACAUUCUUUGGAAGUGAAAAAUAUUUUAUUCAAGGAAAAGUCAGAAUACCAAGAGGUCUUGGUUUUUCAGUCAUCAUCUUAUGGAAAAGUGCUUGUUCUUGAUGGAAUCAUUCAGCUGACCGAGAAAGAUGAAUGUGCCUACCAGGAGAUGAUAGCUCAUCUUCCCCUUUGUUCUCUUCCAUCUCCAAAAAAUGUUCUAGUUGUUGGUGGUGGUGAUGGUGGUGUUCUUAGGGAGAUUUCUCGUCACAGUUCUGUCGAGCUUAUCGAUAUAUGUGAGAUUGAUCAGAUGGUUAUAGAUGUUUCUAAGAAGUUUUUUCCAGAGUUGGCUGUUGGAUUUGAGGACCCUCGUGUCCAAGUGCAUAUUGGUGAUGCUGCUGAAUUUCUCCGAAAUGUGCUUCCGGGGAAAUAUGAUGCAAUUAUUGUCGAUUCGUCAGAUCCUGUAGGCCCUGCCCAAGAGCUCGUAGAGAAGCCAUUUUUUGAGACAAUUGCUAGAGCAUUAAAGCCUGGUGGUGUCCUCUGUAAUAUGGCAGAAAGUAUGUGGCUUCAUACACACCUAAUUGAAGAUAUGAUCUCUAUCUGCCGGGAAACAUUCAAGGGUUCUGUCCAUUAUGCCUGGGCAAGUGUUCCAACUUACCCAAGUGGUGUGAUUGGGUUUCUAGUAUGCUCAACAGAGGGGCCUCCUAUUGAUUUCAUCAACCCUAUCAAUCCUAUUGAAAAGCUAGAAGGAGCUCCUAAACAUAAAAGAGAACUUAGGUUCUAUAACUCAGAGAUUCACUCUGCUGCGUUUGCUUUGCCAUCAUUUCUGAGGAGGGAGGUGAGUGUACUUCGUGAUCCCCCAACUGCAACACAACAAAUCCCCGUUUCUUAAGCAAGCUAUAGCCGUGCUCUAUUGAAUUACUCUGAUUAGUGAGACUCAUUUACUAGCAUUGGAGAUAGUCUAAUAGGGCAAUUACCACAUAUGUAAUGAAGAUGAAGCAUGCGAUAACCACUGCCGCUUGAGGGUUUAGUGAGACAGGAUUUAAUUCUAAGCAUGUAUGAUGUUCUAGUAUGAUAAGUAAUAGAUGGACUGUUAUAAUA